This is a messenger RNA of Pyrenophora tritici-repentis Pt-1C-BFP, 551 nucleotides long. RefSeq lists its product as uncharacterized. NCBI's taxonomy places the organism in Eukaryota, Fungi, Ascomycota, Dothideomycetes, Pleosporales, Pleosporaceae. The record is from RefSeq and is a predicted model, not a curated record.
GACCACCUGUUUCUCAUCAUGUCAUCACACAUUUACUUGCCUUCCCACUCAAAACUCGACGAACGGGUUGCGGAGGUGAUUCUUGGGGACCACACAACGCUCAAUACUGCGAACUUUGCUGUCCUUCGUUACAAAUAUCACGAAACCCAUAGAGCUGUAACUAAUGAGAUUCUCCAGUCAAGGUUGAAAGACAUCAGCAAUGCCGUAGGAAAGCAACUUAGCCGUCCGUCUAGGCAACCAGAGAUCAUGCGUAACAUAUCUGGAUGCAUCACCACCAAACCGGACGAGAUAUUCGCUAUUGUACCUGCUAUUUCUGAUCCCAAGACCCCCCAGCAGGCCACCAUCUAUAUUUGGGAGAACAAGGCGAAAAAGGUAGCGGGGCUGCUAGAGAAGGGAAUACACCUAGUGCUUGCGAAUGUCUCCUUCUCGGUGUCAGAAUUUGUUGAUUUCUAUGUGCUGCCAUUCAAGUAUGAGCAUUAACAUAAGAAACCACGCCGUACAUAGCUCAUAAAUUUGAUGAUCAUCGAUGUCUUUAAUUACAUGAUAUCUCG